Messenger RNA from Populus euphratica (Euphrates poplar), 3355 nucleotides. RefSeq names its product protein SUPPRESSOR OF npr1-1, CONSTITUTIVE 1-like. NCBI's taxonomy places the organism in Eukaryota, Viridiplantae, Streptophyta, Magnoliopsida, Malpighiales, Salicaceae. The coding region runs from base 1 to 3222 and encodes 1073 amino acids. The transcript is spliced from 4 exons. The record is from RefSeq and is a predicted model, not a curated record.
AUGAUCUUAAGUCCUACAGCAUUUGAAGGGAUGUAUAAUUUAAGAUUGCUCAAAAUCUACUACCCACCGGAUCCCUCAAAGGAGCAAAUUAUGAACGGAAAGAGGGUCGGAAUCCACCUUCCAGGAGGGCUUCACUUUCUUUCAAGUGAGCUAAGGUUUCUCUACUGGUAUAAUUACCCUUUGAAAUCCAUGCCAUCAAAUUUUUCCCCUAAGAAAGCUUUUCAACUUGAAAUGCCUUGUAGCCAGCUUGAACAACUUUGGAAUGAAUACCAGUUUUAUCACCCUUCCUCAAAGCCGAGCUUAAUUGAUUCAGACCUGUCUAAAGUCCCACACCUUGAGGUUCUACAUCCAGGUAUACCUUCCUCGGUUAAAUACAGCACCAGACUUACCACAUUAGAGCUUCCCAGACUCGAGAGUUUCUGUACUUUGCCAUCAUCAAUUGGGUGCCUCUCUCAACUUGUUAGAUUAAACUUAUCUUCAUGUGAAAGUCUUGCUAGUCUACCUGACAACAUUGAUGAGUUAAAAUCUCUUGUAGAGCUUGAUCUUUAUUCUUGCUCAAAACUAGCAAGUCUUCCAAAUAGCAUUUGCAAGUUGAAAUGUCUUACUAAGCUUAAUCUUGGUCGUCAGCCAAAACUAGCAAGUCUACCUGACAACAUUGGGGAGCUGAGAUCUCUUGUAAAGCUUAGUCUUUCUUCUUGCUCAAAACUAGCUAGUCUACCUGACAGCAUUGGGGAGCUGAGAUCUCUUGUAGAGCUUCAUGUUUCUUCUUGCUCAGGACUAGCAAGUCUACCCGACAGCAUUGGCGAGCUGAGAUCUCUUGAAGGGCUUGAUCUUAGUGGUUGCUUUGGACUAGCAAGUCUACCAGACAGCAUUGGUGGAUUGAAAUCUCUUGAAUGGUUUGCUCUUAAUGGUUGCUCGGGACUAGCAAGUCUACCGGACAGCAUUGGCGGGUUGAAAUCUCUCAAAUGGCUUUAUUUAAGAGUAUCAAGUCUACAAGACAGCAUUGACAAGUUGGAAUCUCUUGAAUCACUUAAUCCUAGUGGUUGCUUAAGACUAACAAGUCUACCAGACAGUAUUGGUGCGUUGAAAUCUCUUGAAAAACUUCAUUUUAGUGGUUACUCAGGACUAGCAAGUCUACCAGACAACAUUGGCUCGUUGAAAUCUCUUAAAUUGCUUACACUUCAUGGUUGCUCAGGACUAGCAAGUCUACAAAACAGAAUUGGCGAGUUGAAAUCUCUUGAAGAGCUUGAUCUUAGUGAUUGCUUAGGACUAGCAAGUCUACCGGACAACAUUGGCGAGUUGAAAUCUCUUGAACAGCUGUAUCUUAAUGGUUGCUCAGGACUAGCAAGUCUACCGGACAGAAUUGGCGAGUUGAAAUCUCUUGAACGGCUCGAACUUAGUGGUUGCUCAGGACUAGCAAGUCUACCAGACAGCAUUGGCGAGUUGAAAUCUCUUAAACAGCUGUAUCUUAAUGGUUGCUCAGGACUAGCAAGUCUACCGGACAGAAUUGGCGAGUUGAAAUCUCUUAAACGGCUCGAACUUAAUGGUUGCUCAGGACUAGCAAGUCUACCGGACACCAUUGGCACAUUGAAAUCUCUCAAAUGGCUUGAACUUUCUGGUUGCUCAGGACUAACAAGUCUACCGGACAACAUUGGCGCGAUGAAAUCUCUUGAAUCACUUGUACUUUCUGGUUGCUCAGGACCAUCAAGUCUACCGGACAGCAUUGGCGAGUUGGAAUCUCUCCAAUUUCUUCAUCUUAGUGGUUUCUCACGACUAGCAAGUCUACCAGACAGCAUUGGCGUGUUGAAAUCUCUCAAAUCACUUAGGCUUGUUGGUUGCUCAGGACUAGCAAGUCUACCGGACAACAUUGGCGAGUUGGAAUCUCUCCAAUCGCUUUAUCUUAGUGGUUUCCCACGACUAGAAAGUUUACCGAACAGCAUGGGUGCGGUGAAAUCUCUCAUAUCGCUUAGUCUUUAUGGUUGCCCAGGAUUAGCAAGUCUACUGGACAACAUUGGUGCCUUGAAAUCUUUAAAAUCGCUUUAUCUUGGAGGUUUCUCAGAACUAGCAAGUUUACCAGACGACAUUGGCGCGUUGAAAUCUCUUGAAUCGCUUAGUCUUCCUGGUUGCUCAGGACUAGCAAGCCUACCGGACAGCAUUGGCAGGUUGACAUCUCUUACGUGGCUUGAUCUUUAUGGUUGCUCAGGACUAAAAAGUCUACCCGACAGCAUUGGCGAGGUGAAACAUCUUACUGCGCUCACUCUCAGUGGUUGCUUAAAACUAGCGAGCCUUCGAGAUAACUUUAUUGAUCUUGAAUUUAGAGGACUUGACAAACAACCUUGUUAUACGCUGAGAGGAUUCCAAAAAGGAGAAGAAAUUGCAUCAUCCACCUAUAAAUUGGGCUGCCAUGAAUUUUUAAAUUUGGGAAAUUCUCAUGUGUUAAAAACUCCAGAGAGCUUAGGCUCUUUGGUGUCUCUAACAGAGUUGAGAUUAUCUCAGAUUGAUUUUGAGAGGAUACCUGCAAGCAUCAAGCACCUUACUAAGCUACGUGAACUCUUCUUAGAUGAGUGCAAGCGGCUUCAAUGUUUACCAGAGCUUCCAUCAACUCUACAAGUUUUAAUCGCAUCAGGCUGCUUCUCUCUAAAAUAUGUAGCAAGUAUAUCCAUGCAAGGUGAUAGAGAAUAUGAAGAUGCUUCUCACGAAUUCAAUUUCUCUGGAUGCCUCCAACUGGAUCAGAAUUCACGCACUAGAAUUAUGGGAGAUGCCCUUUUACGAAUUCAACGCAUGGCAACAUCGUUGUUUAAUCAGAGAUAUCAUCGUCAGAACAUUAGAGUUCGGUUGUGUAUUCCUGGGUCAGAAGUCCCGGAGUGUUUUAGUUAUAAAAAUAGAGAAGGAUCUUCAGUAAAAAUCCAGCAACCAGCUCAUUGUUAUCGUGGUUUCACUUUCUGCGCUGUUGUUUCAUUUGGCCAAAGCGGGGAAAGGCGUCAGGUUAAUAUUGAAUGUGAAUGCCAUUUGAUAUUCAAAGAUGGAACCCAGAUUGAUCUCAGUUCCUACUACUACAGAGAAUAUGAAAGAAUGGCGAGUAGUAGUACUAUAUGGAAAAGGGAGCAUGUGUUCAUUUGGAGUGUCCACUGUAAGUGCUUUUUCAAGGAGGCCUCGUUCCAUUUCAAACCACUGUGCGGAGCUACUGAUGUGGUGGUUCAGUGUGGAAUCCAUCCACUGUAAAAGUAGGAGCAACCAUACGCUAAAAUGGACAAACUUGUGACAUUGAAUAUGGAUAGAGUAAUUAAGUAUCAGUUAGAGGAGACGUACAUAGCUUCGGUAUCAUGCUGCUGGAAUUGAUAACAAGGCAAAGACC